Molecule: messenger RNA, 2230 nt
Organism: Phragmites australis (common reed)
Lineage: Eukaryota; Viridiplantae; Streptophyta; Magnoliopsida; Poales; Poaceae
Product: BTB/POZ domain and ankyrin repeat-containing protein NH5.2-like
Exons: 2
Coding region: 189-1598 (469 amino acids)
Biological process (GO): plant organ development
Molecular function (GO): protein binding
Source: RefSeq, a predicted model, not a curated record
CGCACGCCUCUCCUCGAUUCUCUCCUCGCUUCUUCACAAUUCACCCUAUCCUUGUCAUCCUCUUCGGCUCUUCCUUCCUACACAGUUGCUCCCCUCCCUCCUUUCCCCUCCAAAUCUCUCCAAAAAGCUGGGCCAAUUCGCUCUAGCUCCCCUUUACCUCCGAGCUAUAACGACCUGCACAUGAGAUCAUGAGCUCGGAGGACUCGCUCAAGUCCCUCUCGCUCGACUACCUCAACCUGCUCAUCAACGGCCAGGCCUUCGGCGACGUCGCCUUCAGCGUCGAGGGCCGCCUCGUCCACGCCCACCGCUGCGUCCUCGCCGCCCGCAGCCUCUUCUUCCGCAAGCUCUUCUGCGGCCUCGACCCCAACCACCAGCCGCCGCCCUUGAACAGCUCCGGCGCCCGUGCCGCGGGCGCCGCGCCGGAGCUGGUCAUUCCCGUCAGCUCGAUCCGGUACGAGGUGCUCGUGCUCGUGCUGCAGUUCCUCUACAGUGGCCAGGCGUCGGUGGCGGCGCCCAAGAGCGGGCCCCUGCCGGGGUGCGGCGCCCGCGGGUGCUGGCACACCCAGUGCGGCGCGGCCGUGGACCUCGCCCUCGACACGCUCGCCGCCGCGCGCUCCUUCGGCGUCGAGCAGCUCGCACUGCUGGUCCAGAAGCAGCUGGAGAGCAUGGUGAAGGAGGCGUCCGUCGACGACGUUAUGAAGGUGCUCAUGGCGUCGCGCAAGUUCGAGAUGCAGGAGCUCUGGGCCACCUGCUCCCACCUCGUGGCGCGCUCGGGCCUCUCCGCCGAUCUCCUCGCCAAGCACCUCCCGAUCGAUGUGGUCGCCAAGAUCGAAGAGAUCCGCGCCAAGUCCCCGGUUACCGCGGCGAGCACGCCGCGCACUCCGUUCCUGACCCACCACUAUCUCCCCAUCAACGCGCCGUCAUCCGCCGCCGACCGCGACCACAAGAUCCGGCGCAUGCGGCGGGCCCUCGACGCGGCUGACAUCGAGCUCAUCAAACUGAUGGUCAUGGGCGAGGGCCUCGACCUCGAUGACGCUCUCGCCGUCCACUACGCCGUCCAGAACUGCAACCGCGACGUCGUCAAGGCGCUCCUCGAGCUCGGCGCGGCCGACGUCAACUCCCGCGCUGGGCCGACGGGGAAAACACCCCUGCACCUGGCUGCGGAGAUGGUCUCCCCCGACAUGGUGUCCGUCCUCCUCGACCACCACGCCGACCCGAACGCCAGGAUGCUCGAUGGCGUCACCCCGCUUGACGUGCUCCGCAGCCUCACCUCCGAGUUCCUUUUCAGGGGCGCCGUGCCGGGUCUGACGCACAUCGAGCCCAACAAGCUCAGACUGUGCCUUGAGCUCGUGCAGUCCGCGGUGAUGGUGACCACGCGCGACGAGGGCGCGCCCGGCGCCGGUGGCGAGGCUGAGGGAAGCGACGGCGGGAAUUUCCCAAGGAGAGACGCCGACGACAGCUUGGUGAGCCUGACAAUGAACUCAACGCUCAUGUACCAAGGGCAAGAGAUGGCGGCGGUGAUCGCCGGCGAGGCGAGGAAAGGGAACGGCGGCCGAGGGAGCCCGUCCAACUUGUACUUCCGCAAUGGCUUCCCAUGAGUAAUCCUUAUCUAGCAUUGCCCUUUUAUAUAUCCAUCGAUCUUUCACUAGCUCUGUUGGAACUUGGAACUUUGUGAGGUCAUGGUUGAGAUUGGUGUAGCUAGCUACUAUUUAACUAGGAGAUAUGAGCAAGAAUUUCAUGGUAUUUGGUGUGGAUUGUUCGAUCUUCGCAUCAUGAUCGAUUGGGAAGCAACUGUUGCUUUCUUCAAAUCUGUCACUGUGAUGAAACUUGUAAUGGUACUUCAAUUCAAUCCAGUCCAGGGCUUGCAUUGCUAGCUAGCUCCAGUAGUGUACGGCAUGCAUGGGGAUUUUUAGCUGUUGGUGUUUUUACAUAUGUCUUUAUGCAGUGCAGCGUUUGGGGGCUGUAGACUGUAGUAGCCUUUUGGACGAUAGGAAAGAGGGGCGCAAGCUCAUGUCAGGAAAUGGGGAUCGAGUGGCCUUCGACAAGGCGAAUCUAAGCGUGGAAUUGAAUGGUAUAUAUAUGGGAAUUGCACAUACAUACAUUUUCUCCAGUUACGGCCACAAUCUUUAUUGGAUAGAAUUAACAUAUCUGAGAUUGUGCAUCCUGGAGGAGGUUGUUGCACGGCUGGGAUCUUGCAGCAUGCAUGUAUCGCUACUAAUAAAUAAGAUUG